UGGAACCCAAAAUAAUAGGGCACCAUCUCUUUUAACAGAUUACUCUGAAUAUGAGAGAGUCAGGGAACAAAACUGUUAUUAAAUGGCUUCCUUGUGAACAAAGUCUAUUCUGCUUGCCUGUACGCUAUAGUCCUUGUGUAAAAUAAACGCUACGGCAACUCAUGUGUCACACUUCAGUACUCUAAAACUUUAAUGGGGUACAUAGAAGUAAAUGAACAUUUUUAUGCAUAUAUUCUGGCGUCACUAACCAAAUAAUUCUUAUAAACGCUACAGCGAUACUGGUUAAUACCGAUAUAUAUUGCUUAUCUUGUAGGAACCAUUAACCCCUUCUGUAUAAAAAGUUUGUUCAACCCAAGACAUAAUGAACUUAGAAUAUAGAUCAAGUAUCGAUGCCUCAACUUUGCGCAUAAAAAGAGAGUAUUUCCACACGCUGCUUACUGCUGGGUACUGUUCUGUCACUUUGAAGCCUUAUUUCCAACUGCAACCAUCUUCAACAUGACAUACCAGACACUGUUGUCCCUGUUUUCGUUCUUACCGAGCUUUCGUCUUGCCUUGAUCUUCGUUGUGGUGUUUCUCGCUGUUAAUUUGAUCCUUGAAAGGAUAAGAUUUCAAAACCUUCCGCCGGGGCCCUGGAGCUUGCCCCUACUGGGAGCGUACCUUCAUCUCGGGUCCGAUCCAACAAGUUUCCUGCUCAAGAAUAGGCAGAAGUACGGGAAAAUCUUCAGUCUGUACCUGGGGUCACGUCUCACCGUUGUCAUUACCGAUCCGGAACUGGCCCGAGAAGCCUAUAGCAAGAAGGGGGAAAUAACAGGGGCCCGAGAUAUUUCAACGUUGAACUGGCUUGAUGUAUCAGGCUCAGUGGUUUAUAUGAGCGGCAGCGAUAUUAAGCCACUACGACGCUUAGUUCAGCGAUCGUUGCGCGACUUCGUCCUGGGCAAAAAGGGCGCAGAAACCAUCAUGGUGAAGGAAGCAGAGCACCUUUGUCACUUUCUGGAGGAAAGCAUCGAGAAGAACAAGGUGUUGGAUCCAAGACUUGGCAUCCAGAAGGCUUCUAUUAACAUCAUGUAUGCUUUCUGCUUUGGUCAACGGUUUGACUAUGCUUCCCCAGAGAUGAACAAAGUGGCGCUCGGCCUUUCAGCCGUCUCGCACAUAUCAUGCGUAAGCAUCACCCGCGAGAUACCUUUCCUUUUCGUGGCACCAAGAUUCAAGGACUUCCGCCGAGGAGGACUGGCGUAUCGACAAGCAAUGCACAACAUGGUGGCCCAGCACGUGGCCACCUUAGAUUCCUGUCAUUCACGUGACCUUACCGACAAGUUGAUCCAAGCAACCUCCAAAGACGACUCACAGUUUUCCUUUGGGUCAGAUCGAAUCUUCCGUACACUGAUGGACUUGCUCGGAGCUGGUGCGGAUACAACGUCAAGCACACUACAGUUUGCCAUCUGGAAUAUGGCUGCCAACCCUACCGUGCAGGAGAAGGUUCAUAGUGAGAUCCUUGAGGUUGUGGAUAACGACAGGACACCAGAAUGGGCUGAUCGACACCGUCUACCGUACACCUGUGCCGUCAUCAACGAGACACUACGCCACAUGCAUCCAGUUCCUCUUGGCCUUUUUCAUCGAGCCACUCAAACCUUUGAGCUGGGCGGCUACACCAUCCCUGAGGGCGCAGAGCUGUUAGCCCCGAUAGCAUGCAUGAACAUGGACCCGGAGGCCUGGCCAGAUCCAGAGGAGUUCAAGCCUGAAAGGUUCCUCUCUCCGGACGGGAAGACAGUGGUUCUACCUGAUAAAUUCAUGCCCUUUAGUACCGGAUCCCGGAUGUGCAUUGGGGAAGGACUGGCCCGGAUGGAAAUGUUCGUGUUCUUUACAACCAUGAUGCAACGCUUCACCUUCGACCUGCCAUCGGAAGCUCUCCAAUCUUGCGAACCGGAAACUGGAUUCUUCUUCCGUUACCCUUCUCAAAUGCAGAUUUGCGCUUCAAAGAACAGUUAGAAUGGUAUUUGACUGACGCCCUCAGCUGAUUAUACGCAAGAAUAUUUUAGAGUACACACACAGCCACCCAAGUAGUUUAAUGUAAAAUGGCAUUACUGGAUGUAAACUUGGCAGCGUCUCAAAGCCUCUAUCCUUCGACCUUCAAAGAGGGAAAUUGUGUAUGAAGCAUAUCAGUCAUGACAAAUUAGUAAAAUCACCAAUCUGAGUUAGUAACUGUUUAUAGAAAUCGGACUUAUAUCGCUCUGUAUUAAAAAUUCUGCACGAAAUUGAAAAGCCCCCAAAGUUAUAAAUUCCACAAGUAAACAUGAAUUUCUUUUACAAUUUCUUGUCAAGUAUAGGAUGGUAUGCUUCUCCAGAGUAUCACUACUGAAACGUUUGAAAUUCUUCAGCCUCGGUAUUAUCUACUGCCAUUGUCGUUGACAAAAAGAAAUAAGUAGAAUAUUGGUAAAGGAACGGCCAUAUUAUUUGCAUAAUUAUUAAAUAACAAUACACACCUGGCUUAAAAGAUUCGUUGCAAUAGUACAUGGAAUGACGUUAAGGAGAUAAUUUUAAACCUCUCAUAUAGCUUCCUUUAGUUAUCUUUUAACCAAUCAGAAACGUCUUGCUUAUAUUGCUUUCUAAUAAGUCACAAAAGUGAAAUGACUUCUCACUAGCAAUCCUAAUACCGUGGCAAGUUUCCUAAGUAUAAUUUUAGCUGGCUUACAAAAUUAACGGAUAGAACGACAUACAUGUGUUAAGAAAUCUAUACAACAUAUGAAAAAAAAACUAAAAAGUCCACAUGUACAUUCAAAGUAUAGCGCUUAUCCAACCAAUCAAUACACGCAGCCUAAUGUUCGUUGAGGAUAUUAAAAUAAUAAAAUGAGUAAAAAAGAAAUACAAA
Acanthaster planci (crown-of-thorns starfish) is the source of this 2866-nucleotide messenger RNA. RefSeq names its product cytochrome P450 2A10-like. Gene Ontology annotation, molecular function: heme binding; monooxygenase activity; iron ion binding. The record is from RefSeq and is a predicted model, not a curated record. NCBI's taxonomy places the organism in Eukaryota, Metazoa, Echinodermata, Asteroidea, Valvatida, Acanthasteridae.